CUACAUUGGAAAAAGAUUUAUGUUUUAAUCCUAUUUAGUACAAAUUUCACAUAAAAGAAAUCUAAAGUUCUCUUUAAAAAAACAUGGUGGCUUUUGAAACCAUUAAUUUGUUAUUUGGUGUUUUUGCUUUCCUUUGUGCUCAAAGCCAAAGUUUCAGAGUUGAAAUCAUCCACAUUGAUUAUCCAAUAAACUUACAUUCGUACAACCCUUCAAAGCCUAGGGCUGAAUAUCCAAAGGACGACACUUUUCUCCCAUCCCAAUCGCGCGUCGCCCAAAUCAAGCGACGCGCGGCCACUACUGCGCCGGGCCUCCUUGGCUCUGCAACGGCUAAGUUUGCAACCGACCUUGAAUACGCCAUCGGAUACUACGCCAUGAAGUUCUCCACUGGCACGCCUCCGGUAGAGAGGUUCGCCGCAAUGGACACCGGCAGCGACCUCACGUGGAUACAAUGUGAGCCAUGUCGAGGCGUAUGCUUCCCGCAAGACAUGCCGUUGUUCGACCCGUCAACGAGCUCGUCGUACACAAGGUUGCCGUGCGACACCCCGAUAUGUCUCGAGGGUGGCUGGUAUUCAUGCGACACCUCCACCAACCUAUGCCAUUAUGACUACGGCUAUAUGGAUGCGUCGUACACUCAUGGUGACUUAGCUUACGAUACUCUUGUGAUCGGUGACACGUCCUUCCCGAAUUUUGUGUUCGGGUGUGGUUUCAAUAACUCCGGGACGAAUACGCCCCUGACCACCGGAAUUUUCGGCCUCAGCAAUGGCGAUAAUAUUUCCUUCAUCAAACAGGCCAACAUUGGGAGGUUCAUGUAUUGCCUUCCGUGGUAUUCCGAAGCUAAUGUCUCCACCCACAUCGCAUUCGACUCUGACGCUGUGAUCACAGACCCAAACGGUGUCGUUUCAACCCCUAUGGCCGGCACAUAAUCUGGGUACUGGAUCACGUUAGAAAACUUUAGUGUCGGGGGGAAACGGUGCUUUGCAAUCCCCUGAAUGAGUCGACCGGCAGAAUGCUGGUCGACU
Molecule: messenger RNA, 1019 nt
Organism: Cuscuta campestris
Lineage: Eukaryota; Viridiplantae; Streptophyta; Magnoliopsida; Solanales; Convolvulaceae
Source: the annotation of a GenBank genome assembly